CGUUCCCGGGGGAUAAAGCGGGUGCGCGGCGGUGGCUGCGGCGAUGGGCGCGGGAUGGCGGCGCUGGGGGCGCUGGUGAAGAAGGCGUGGAGCGUGCGGAGGUUCGUGGUGCUGCUGUGCGCGCCGCUGGCGCUGGUGCCCGUCCUGCUCAGCCUCCCCCCCAAGGAAGGAAGAUGUCUCUAUGUGAUCCUGCUGAUGGCCCUGUACUGGUGCACGGAGGCGCUGCCCUUGGCUGUGACAGCUCUGCUGCCCAUCGUCCUCUUUCCCUUCCUGGGGAUCCUCCCAUCUAACAAAGUCUGCCCACAAUACUUUUUAGACACCAAUUUCCUCUUCCUCAGUGGUUUGAUCAUGGCCUCGGCCAUUGAGGAGUGGAAUUUACACCGCAGGAUUGCUCUCCGGGUGCUCAUGCUGGUGGGAGUGCAGCCAGCCAGACUAAUCUUAGGGAUGAUGUUGACAACGUCUUUCCUGUCCAUGUGGUUAAGUAAUACUGCCUCCACUGCUAUGAUGCUUCCAAUUGCAAAUGCAAUUUUAAAAAGCCUCUUUGGGGAGAAAGACACAUCUAAGGAUAAGAACAGGGAAAAUGAAGAAAACCAAGCAUCUUUACAGCAGAAUAAACUUUACACUGUACCAACUGAGAUGCAGUUUCUGGCAAGUACUGAGGACAAAGAUCUGGCAGAGGAGAAGGAGCUUUCCAGUGAUGCUCUCUCUGACUUAAAGAAGGAGGAGGAAUACAAAACAAACAUAUGGAAAGGUUUCCUCAUCUCAAUCCCAUAUGCAGCCAGCAUUGGAGGUACAGCAACGCUGACAGGAACUGCACCAAACCUCAUCCUUCUGGGACAGCUGAAGAGUUAUUUUCCAGAAUGUGAUGUGGUGAACUUUGGUUCUUGGUUUAUGUUUGCAUUUCCUUUAAUGCUGAUUUUUCUUCUCAUGGGAUGGCUAUGGAUCUCCAUUCUGUAUGGAGGAAUUAACCUGAGGGGCUGGAAAACAAAAAAGUCAAAUAUAAGAGUGGAUGCAGAAGCCCGAGCCAAGGAGGUGAUAAAGGAGGACUAUCAGAAACUGGGUCCAACAAAGUUUGCAGAACAGGCAAUUUUCUUCUUCUUCUGCAUGUUUGCAAUCAUGCUGUUCUCCAGGGAUCCCAAAUUCAUUCCAGGUUGGGCAAGCUUGUUUGCACCAGGGUUUAUCUCGGAUGCGGUCACAGGAAUCACCAUUGUGAUUAUUCUCUUCUUCUUCCCUUCACAAAAACCCUCCUUCAGGUGGUGGUUUGACUUGAAAGCACCAAACACAGAGACCCAGCCCUUGCUGACUUGGAGGAAGGCCCAAGAGACUGUGCCCUGGAACAUCAUCCUGCUGCUUGGAGGAGGCUUUGCCAUGGCCAAGGGCUGUGAGGAGUCUGGCUUGUCUGUGUGGAUAGGAGGCCGUCUGCACCCCUUGGAGGGUGUGCCACCUCCCGUGGCUGUCAUCCUCAUCACGGUUGUCAUCGCCUUGUUCACAGAGUUUGCCAGCAACACUGCCACCAUUAUCAUCUUCCUGCCUGUCUUGGCAGAGCUGGCCAUCCGUCUGAAAGUAAAUCCCCUCUAUUUAAUGAUACCAGGAACUAUAGGAUGCUCCUAUGCAUUCAUGUUGCCAGUCUCAACACCUCCCAACUCAAUUGCAUUUUCCUCUGGACAUUUGAUGGUCAAGGAUAUGGCAAGAACUGGGUUGCUCAUGAAUCUUAUGGGAGUUCUGCUUCUUAGCUUGGCUAUGAACACAUGGGCCAAGAGCAUCUUCCAGCUGGGGACCUUCCCUGCAUGGGCCAACAUCCAUGCAGAAAAUGCCACCUCACUUGUGACAGCUGUAGAAAAUGUCACUUUAAGUGCACUAAAUAAAAUAUGAACAAAGCCACCCCCGGGGAAGGACUCACUCACUUAGGACUGGGGUGCUGGAAUCGUCAGAGUUUGCACAGGAGGAAAAGCCACGUGGCCACUCACACUGUGUGGGACCUUCUGGUUUAAUCUUAUUUUUUAGAAAUUCUGGUCAGUGUCACAAGAUCCAUUUGUUAUUUUCUCUGGAGAUCUUUCCCCACCUUUUGCAGGUACAAAUCUGACUCUCCCAGAGUCCUUCUGUCACAGGUGGUUGUUACACCUGGACAACCUGUAGGCAUGGAGCAUCUUUGGGUAGAUGCCUGUUCCCCUAUGAGAGCUGAUGAGCCUUGCUGCUCUAGCUUCUGAUACCCUACCUCGUUUUGGAAAGCAGCCCUGGCAUCAGGGUGGAGGCAACUGGAUUAUUUGUGUGCAGCCCAAUGUGAGUGAGUGUAUCAGAAUCUGGCCGGGGAGAAGGCGGCGUGGCCAGGGCUGGGGUCUCAUUGCAUCUCAUGAGUAAUUCUCUCAUGGAGGGUGAGGACUGUUUCUUCAGGUCUGUGUGUGAAGGGGUGACUCAGGAGACAUGAACUCAGUAGGACUCGGUGCAUUGCUCCAUGCUUCGGAAACUGGAAGGCCACAGCUUGUUUCCAAACACGUUCAAUGUUUUGAAAACCUGGGACAGCGAUUGCUGCCCGGUUCUUUGCACUGAGUACAUGGAUGGGGCUUUGGGACCAAAUCAAUUUCUGACAUAACUUUGGACAAUUGGUGGUGUUCCACCAUUGGGGACUGUGGCCAGCCUUGGGUUUGUGAGAUUGACUCACUCACAAACGACCUGCUGAGUCACAGGUCAGUGGACAAGUUGCAUUGGAAUAUUAUUGACAUUUCUUAAAAAUAGGCUUUGAUUCUUAACGUCUUUCUAAAUCAGAUUGCUUGGGUACUUUCAAUGAAAGCAUUGCAAAUUGACUGUGAUUUUAAUCACCAUUUUAUCCGAUUAUUUUUAUUUUAUUUUCUGUAAGAAUAUAAAAUAUUAAACUUAAAUCAUCAGUCAUUGAAAUAGAUGAUUGAAUGACAAAGGAUCUGAUUCUUGUUUUAUGGAAGGUGAGUGACUGGAUCCCUGUGCUGGGACUGUUUUUUCUGACAAGAUGAACUGGCCUGGGGCAGGGAUCCAGUGCAUCCCCCUGCUCCUGUGCUGCUGAUAACCCCCAGGGCCAGGUGGGAGGGCUGCCAGGGAGAUGCUCACCAGCCACAGCUGCUGCUGCAGGGGUUACCCCAUGGGGGUUACCUCGGGGUGAUGUGGCAGGUGGGAACUCAAAGAGGUUCAUCCAAAAUCGCCAAAAGCAAUUGAAUGUGGAACUUUGAUCAAUCAAGUAAAAAAAAAAUUCUUAAUGUUCAAACAAAACCCUUAAUGAUUGUGGAAAAGUUAAAAUAAAGCACGUUGGUUAGCACUUCACAUAGUCCUGUUUGCUCUGUAGUUUGAGGGGAGAAAAGCAAAGCCCGAGCCUCCCCCUGCUCCAGCUCCAUCCCUGAUUUGGGCAGUGGCUCCCCAGGAGGAGCAGGAGGGCAGUGCAGUCCUGUUAAGCAGCCAAGCAAUGGGAAAACCCCUGGCCCAGCAUCUCAGGGCUG
Messenger RNA from Prinia subflava (tawny-flanked prinia), 3461 nucleotides. RefSeq names its product solute carrier family 13 member 3 (gene SLC13A3). Gene Ontology annotation, molecular function: sodium:dicarboxylate symporter activity; citrate transmembrane transporter activity; succinate transmembrane transporter activity. The record is from RefSeq and is a predicted model, not a curated record. The coding region runs from base 55 to 1872 and encodes 605 amino acids. The transcript is spliced from 13 exons. Lineage: Eukaryota; Metazoa; Chordata; Aves; Passeriformes; Cisticolidae. Gene Ontology annotation, biological process: citrate transport; transmembrane transport. Gene Ontology annotation, cellular component: membrane.